Messenger RNA from Cuscuta europaea, 1424 nucleotides. The record is from the annotation of a GenBank genome assembly. NCBI's taxonomy places the organism in Eukaryota, Viridiplantae, Streptophyta, Magnoliopsida, Solanales, Convolvulaceae.
UUCAAGUUCAAAUAGCACCCCAUAAAGUUUAUACGAUAAAGUUUAAAUAGUACCCUAUCAAUCACAUAAAAAGACAGCUAGUGGUUGUCUUUUGCGCAAAUAUAUGGUCCACACGGUGUAGAUUGGCGCGUCAAUGCACGCGCGAGUAAAUAUGGCGCGUAAUGGAUCGGCUUCACGAGAAUUCAAUUUGUUGAGCGAAUCUUUUCACUGCUUUUCAUACUACGAUGGACUCUUUCUCAUGCCAUUCCCAGUGGGCUGUGGCUCGUCCAAUCAUGCAUGUACGUGGCUCCAGCUAACUGGAUGAUCGAUUGAUAAAUCCAAACACACCCUCCAUCGCAUAUCUUAUCUCUGCAACAUCCGUACGUUAAAAUCCUUAUUCAUCAUGAAACCCACAGGGUGUUGGGGAGGUUAAUCACGGUGAUUCAGUCAGUAAAGCAGUGGUAAAUCUUAUACACGUGUGCAUCAGAGGUUCAGCUUUAUUUCAGGUUCUGUAACCUUCACACGGUCGCUGCUGAUUUCGAACUUUGGUCACUUGGUCAAGUUUUCCAACCACUCGACCAACUGAGUUACCCGUGCGGGCAGGUUCUAAUGUCAUGGUGGCUUAAAGCUGGUGCUAAGAAGAUGGAGGACAUAUUUAAACACUGCUUGCCAGGUAUCAUAUGCUGGCACAUAUGGAAAACUUAUUCAAGUUUAAUUUGGGGUCAGGAGGGUUUCACCCCCUCAUCAGCAGGAAUCAAUAAACAGAUAAAAAUCUAUUCUCAGACCUGGUCAGUUGGACUCCCUAAAGGUAAAAUUCGAACAGUUGAAAGGAUUUUAUACGAGGAAGAAAUAAUACCUAGUACAUUCAGGCUAGGUCGUCCAAUUAUUUUGGCAGUAAAAUGGAAAAAACCAUCCCAAACCUUCAAAUUAAAUACUGAUGCAAGAUACUCACCUGAAUCGUCUGCGGGAGGCGCGAUUCUAAGGGAUACGAACGGGACUUUGGUUUGCGCCAUUUCAUUUCCACUGCAAGCAUCCUCUUCCUUGGUGGCUGAAAUCCAAGCUGCGCUGCAAUCUGUUUGUUGGAUGAUUGAAGAAGGCUACUCGGAUUUUGAGAUGGAAGGUGAUUCAACGGAGGCUGUGAAGAUUAUCAGGGAGAAAGGGUGCGGAAGGUGGAGUUAUGAAGUUAAAGCUUUGAUGAUGUUGUCGGAAGAUAAGAAGAUUUCCUAUUUCAGCGUUUGGCGAGAAGCAAAUUGGGUCGCACACUUCCUUGCUGAUCAUGCCUCGGCCCAAUUCCAAAAAUUCUCUGAGCCCAAUCAGCUUCCAGCCCGUGCCAAAAAUGCUUAUCUUAUGGAUCUGUUUGGAAUUCCCUCUCUUCGUAUUAUGUAUUAAUUUUUUGCUCUUUUUCCUUCCGCAAUGUAAUACUCUUUUAUUUCAAUAAUAUCCCG